Messenger RNA from Argiope bruennichi, 1837 nucleotides. Its product is annotated as glycerophosphocholine cholinephosphodiesterase ENPP6-like. Bases 64 to 1488 code for a protein of 474 amino acids. The record is from RefSeq and is a predicted model, not a curated record. The transcript has 8 exons. Lineage: Eukaryota; Metazoa; Arthropoda; Arachnida; Araneae; Araneidae.
GCCAACGGACAUAUACUCUAUCCUUUCCUGACUCCCGGAGAACAACCGAGCGACUAUCCGGCAAUGAUGACUCCCGUGCGGUAUGGCAUUGCAACUUUAUAUCUAGAAUGUGUUGGCCUGCUACUAUAUUUUGUGGGACGGUCGUCCGGUUUCGGGUAUUACAGUCACAGUGAAAGUAACCAUGGAGACGGGACUAACAAACUUCUUUUGAUUUUGGUGGAUGGUUGUCGAUGGGAUUAUCCGGAUCAGGACAGUGCCGGACUUCCGGGAUUUAGGAAGUUAGCCGAAAAGGGUGUCAGAGCACCUUAUGUCACGCCAAUCUUUCCAGCCAAUUCUUAUCCAAACUGGUAUACUAUCAUGACAGGACUGUACGCAGAGAGCCAUGGCUUUGUACAGAACAUGAUGUACGAUUCUCAUUUCGGCGACUUCUUCCUAAUGGGCCCUAAUGAUACAGCUUCUGUCCCGCAUUGGUGGGACAGUGCAGAGCCCUUGUGGAUUACUGCGGAGAAGAAGGGGCUUCGCUCAGCGCUCUACUGGUGGGAUGGAUGUCAGGUUGAAAUACGUGGCAUGAGGCCUACUUUUUGCCGGAAGUACAAAUACGUCGGAAAUGCAUGGCCCACCGUCAAUGAGGAUACACAAGAAGCUUUAUUAACCGCUCUACAACUGCUAGAGAAUAAUGAAAUACAGUUGGUGCAGAUAUAUUACGAACCUGUUGAUUUCUAUGGUCACAAAUACGGACCUAAUUCGGAAGAGAGAAAAAAAGCAGUUAAAGAUAUCGACAUCCUUUUAGAUUUAGCACAAACGGAAAUGGCUAAUCGUGGACUCUUGAAUAAGGUCAAUAUUGUUGUUUUAUCUGAUCAUGGAAUGACAUCAACAGAUUCUCGAGGGCUGAGCGUCAUCAAUUUAAAUCAACUCAUUGAUAUGGCUGACAUUCGAUACAUGGUCUACUAUGGCGCCACAAGUAUGCUUCUGCCAUAUGAAGGGAAAUUAGAAAAGGUGUAUGAUGCUCUUAAAGGUAUUCCAGGACUGCAAGUAUAUUUAAAAGAAGAAAUACCAGAACAUUAUCAUGUAAAGCACAGUAGAUUAACGUUACCUAUUCUUCUGGUGGCUUCCAAAAACUAUUAUAUUCGCGGACUGGACAUUCCCGGAAAAAGCAUUCCAACAGGGUCAUCCAUAUCAAUGGGCUCUCAUGGGUACGAUCCAUAUGAAGUGCCGGACAUGAGAGGAAUAUUUUUCGCCAGAGGACCGGGCGUGAAAAAGAAUUAUAUUUCCCCUCCUCUUCAAAUGGUAGACAUUUAUGGAAUUUUAUGUGAACUUCUAGGCCUCCAACCGUUGCCAAACAACGGCACGAAAAGUAUAACGAAAGGAAUCGUUGCUCUUCCAUACUCUAGUGCUAAUGAACUUGCACAAUCCAGUAUACGAGUUAUAACUAGUAUUUGUGUGAUUUUAUAUGUAUUUUUACACAAAUAUCUGGGAGGCAUGGCGUGACAGAUCAUAAACUAUCGUUUUUUAUUAUGUUUUUAUUGAAUGCUCGUAUGAGACAUUAUCAAGUGUACAUAUAUAGCAUAUAUGAGUAUACUGUGAAAAUUUGUUAAACUCUGUUGAGCAAUGCGUUUGUUGUGCAAUACGUAAGUUCUAUGUUUCUUUUCUUUUAAUUCAAACCAAGCAGAUAUUAAAAACAGAAUUUUCUUUAAAGAAUAAUAAUGCAGAAACAAAAAUAAUAAAUUAUUAAAAAUAAAUUAUAAAAUUAUAAAAAAUAAACCAAAAUAAUAAUAUAUAAAUAUAAAGAAAAAAGAAUAUAAAAAACAAAUAUAAUGAAAUUAGUUAAGUAUAUAAA